AUGUUACAACGUCUUAUUCGUCAUGCAUCUGCUAGUCAAGCUCCACCUUCUGUUCCACCUGUUCCUCUUGUUACUUCGGACUACUCGAGCCAGGCCCCAGGUAAUGAGUCCGGCAAUGGUCUCUUACGUCGGCCCUCAACCUCAAGCGAAGCUAGCCAACUCAUCCCCUCCGACAAAUCUUCACUGCCGCCCUCGCAGACGAAAAGCGAAGACGAGGAGGAAGAGGGUGUGGCUGAGGAGGAUGCCGGUGAUGAGGGCGAUGACGAAGGGGAGGGGGGAGCCACCGUGGUGGUUGCUUCCCCACCCACACACUCAAUUCCGUCGACUUGGGCGCGGUCGUCUGGACGUUCAUCUGUGGGCAACACGCGCAGAGUUCGUGCCUUCCGUGCGGAUAUGUCGCGAACGGCCGUCGGCAGUUGGCUUCGUGCCUCAGGAUUUGGCAGUCUGAGGUCAAAGUUUGCUAAGUUCAGUGGCGUUUGCUUUCGGCAACACAUCAUCCGUCUCUUCUUCGUUAUACUUUCCCUAGCUGCCCCGCAGCCAAUAUGUCAGGCUCUUUGCAAAAGCCCUGACAAUCCCUUUGGUGCUGACAUGCUUAGACUAGGUCGCCGCGAUCUCGUUCUCCUCUGCGGUGCUGUUGAAGGAAUUCGCCUAUCCAACGCGAUAAUGCAGAAGUAA
Molecule: messenger RNA, 675 nt
Organism: Mesocestoides corti
Lineage: Eukaryota; Metazoa; Platyhelminthes; Cestoda; Cyclophyllidea; Mesocestoididae
Source: the annotation of a GenBank genome assembly